This is a messenger RNA of Cuscuta campestris, 810 nucleotides long. Lineage: Eukaryota; Viridiplantae; Streptophyta; Magnoliopsida; Solanales; Convolvulaceae. The record is from the annotation of a GenBank genome assembly.
CAGAGCAGCGAAUUUUUUCCCCAAUCCCCAACCGAACUUCAACCCUAGCUUCCCAUUUCUCUACCAAAAUCGCCGCCGCAAUUCGCCGGAGUUCGCCCGCGAGUCCUGCGACCUUGCCAAUAGCUUCCCUUCUGCUGUUCUCCAAUUCCGUUCACCCAUAUCCGGAGUUCGAACGGCCGAUUGGGCAUAAUCCAUUGUGGAUUAGUUUUGAAGUCUAUUUCUGCUGGUGCUGCUGCUCGUGUCAUUGGAGCUCUUAUCAAUGGCAGCUAGAAUUAUUGCACAAUUGAUUGUGAUGGGUUCUGGGAUCAUGGCAAGGGCAUUUGUUCAAGCAUACCGCCAAGCACUGGCAAAUGCUUCAAAAACUGGGGCUGCUGAAGAAGUGGCCCAGAAUAUCAGAAAAGCAAGCAAAGCCAUGACAGAAGCCGAGGCCAGGCAAAUCCUUGGCCUCACAGAGAAAUCCACAUGGGAAGAGGUCUUGCAGAAGUACAAUAACCUGUUUGAGAAAAAUGCAAAGAGCGGGAGCUUCUAUCUUCAAUCGAAAGUUCAUCGAGCGAAAGAAUGCCUAGAAUCAGUUUACCGAAGUAAGCCCCCGGGAUCCAAUUAGAUUAUUUUCUUUUGUUUUCUCAUGUGAGGUGAUAUAAGAAGAAGAUUUGUUUGUGUCCCAAGAUCAUUUACGAGUACAUUAUUUCUUGGCAUUCCUUUUUUAGCCACUCAAGUUUGGGUUGUAGAUGUAUCUUGUUAACUUUUACAUGAAGUGAUUGAUGAAAAGCCUGUAUAAAACUAGUUCAAAUAUGCCUUGUUUUCCCCAUG